Solea senegalensis (Senegalese sole) is the source of this 3934-nucleotide messenger RNA. Its product is annotated as inhibitory synaptic factor 2A. NCBI's taxonomy places the organism in Eukaryota, Metazoa, Chordata, Actinopteri, Pleuronectiformes, Soleidae. Gene Ontology annotation, cellular component: postsynaptic density. The record is from RefSeq and is a predicted model, not a curated record. The coding region runs from base 521 to 2011 and encodes 496 amino acids. Gene Ontology annotation, biological process: inhibitory postsynaptic potential. The transcript is spliced from 4 exons.
CACACACAGGCAGGAAAGAGGAGAAAGCCAGAGAGGAGAACCGCAGCUGCAUGAUGGGGAUAUUCUGCCUGCGUGGGCUCUGUCGCUGAGCUGCCCGGAGUUCAGCCACAGUAUGUGUGUGUGUGAGUGACUGGGUGUGUGUGUGUGUGUGUGUGAGUUUAUGUGUAUGCAUGUUUGAGUGAGUGAGUGAGAGUCUCUUGCAGACACCGUGUGGAGAAAGGGGAGCAGAGGAGAGCGGGCGUAGAGGAGGGAAAGAGAGGGGGAGUGUUGACUGUUACUGGGGCUUAAAGGAACGUCACACCACUGGAUCAGAGGACGCCAAUGUGCAACAACUACUCCAACUACUGCUGCUGCUGCUCUGCCUGUGUGCCGCCACUUGUCUGUCCUCUUAACUUCUACUAUGGCAUAGCCACCUCUUCCAGCUCGCCUCUAAUCCGUUAAGGAAACGGGCAUGAAUGGGCACAGGCUGGGAUCGUGGCUAUUGCAUCCUUAACAUCAGUAAUUCACAGUCUGAGGAAACAUGGUGAGCAAGGAGGGUGGCAAAUGUAUGCUCACCAACUCAGAGUCUGACUCGGAGGCAGCACCGGUGCCCUCCACCUCGCUGGCACUUGAGGUGAAGUAUUCCCUGGAAGCCAGCCGACAGGUGAGGAAGAGGAACAAGGCCCUGCAAGUGCGUUUCAAGGAUAUAUGCGAGGCACAGAACGAGCAGAGGGAGGCGGAGCUGCAGGCAGCAGGGAAAGGUGGAAAGCCGAUCUCAUACAAAGUGGCAUACCGCAAGUACAUGACUGUCCCUGCCCGCAGAUCCAUCCCAAACGUCACGAGGAGCACAGGUGUGCAGACGUCCCCUGACCUCAAGAAACGCUAUCAGACCUUUCCGUUUGAGCGUAAAAAAGGCCACACCUAUAAAGACGUGGCGGCGGUGGAAACUUAUAAAGGUCAGAAUAACGGUUUUGUCAUGGAGGUAAAGCAGACCAAGGCUGUUGGGCAGGGUUUAGAUGAGGAGGAGGAGGAGGAGGGAGCUUGCGGGGGGAGUGGAGUCCGGAGGACCAGGGCUCUGCUCCAUACUAAUGAGUGCAUUGCCACAGUGGAGCAGCACACUGCACCUGAUGGCCUGUGCUCUGAUGCUAUGCUGCUCAGUUGCUCUGCAGACACAGACUGCCUUGCAGACACAUCGAGAGGAAGUGGAGCCAGAGCACAGGCAGAGUACCAGCUCUGCAGUGUCCCAUCGACAGCCAGGACAGGAUUACAACACAGGGAGGCUGAUAGAGACCGCUCUGCCAAGAGGCAACUGCUGAAUCUGGAGGAGGGCUCGUCCCAAACCCUGCCGGACAGGGCCUCCAAGGUUACGGGCCCUAUCGCCUGGAACUCCCUUACACAGGUGGAGUGCCUGGACAGUCCGUCUGUGCGGAGCAAACGGAAGAAAGGCCUGCAGCUUAACGGGCUGCAGAGUGAGACGCUCCCACGUUCCAGUGGAGGCUGUACAACACAGGCACAGUGCCACACAGGACAGUUGUCUGCUCGGCCUCUGAGGGGCAUGGAUGAGCCUCUGUCACCCUGCGGAAGUGGUGAACCUGGUGGGGCCCAACCCGACCAAACACAGGAGACCUGUAAGCAAAUAGUGCCUAUGAACCAGGACAGGGAUGUUAAAGCACAGCUCCAGGCCAUGGAAAAUCUCAUCAACUCCAGCCAAGAGACCAUCAAGGUGCUUCUCGGAGUCAUCCAGGAAUUGGAGAAGGGGGAGGCCCACAGAGAGGGACUCUCCUAUCGAACUGGACAGGACACGGCCAACUGUGACACAUGCCGGAACAGCGCAUGCAUUAUUUACAGUGUGGAGCUGGACUUCAAACAGCAGGAGGACAAACUGCAGCCACUGAUGAAGAGGCUCUGCCCGACCGAGGAUGUCCAUUUCGCCUCCCUGCCUUACCCCCAGGAGGCCUUCACCUCCACUCCGAAGCGAAAGUCCAAAGCUGACUCCAAGAAGCAUGCUCGCUGGAAACUUUGGUUCCUGUGAAAAUAUAGGACCGUCUAUUCCCCUGCUACCAAUCCACAGGAUUAAGUCAUCUAUCUGGUUUCCCAUAUUUGUUUGAUUUAUCUUCUGUCUCCUCUUUUAUCACACGUCCUUGGCUUUUUUUUGUAGACCUAUUAACAAGUAUAAACAGAAAGCUCCACUGCUACAUGAAGCCGUUCUCAAUGACGACAGGAUGUGUAACUGGGUGCAAGUGUGGAUUCUCAUGCUAACCAAAAAUGGAUUCAGAGUUAUUUUGAACUAAUUUCUUUAAACAGGCUGUGAAAUUACACCAGAGCAACAUAUUUAGAGAUCAGCACGAUGAGAAGUGCAUCUGAUAUCCAUCUGUCUAUUUGCAUAUAUUUUUCUAGCCGACGUCCACGGGGUCUUCUUCUACACUAUUGGUUCAGAGACUGUCACGUUUCUAUUCAUCCGUUGGGACUUUUUUGUCUUUCUUCCCAGCCUCCAGGAGAGGCUGCGAGUCCCAACAGUUCAACCACAACAGUCUGGGAAUCUACAACAACAGCAUAAGCACAAUGAACACUGUUCAGGAUACAUUUUUCUCCAGAAUAAUUGAAAAGAACUAUUUUGAGUAUUUACUCAUAGAUCAUCAGUGACAGACUUUCAUAACGUCUAAAGAAGAGACCUAUAGGACAAAGAACCCAGAGCGUUUAUUGGAGUAUGAAGAUCAACUUUCUAUCCAUCGCUAAGGAGUCUCCUCAAUGACUUUGAAGUAAAGAAUGAAUAAAUAAGACUUAUUUUCUUAAUAACAUUUGCAAAGUUAAACGUCAAUGUACUUUUUUUCUAUAUAAAUAUAUAUCUAAACACACACUCACUUUAAGGUUAAGUGAAAUAUAUUUAUUUGAGCUGAGGUGAUGGGGAUUGUGCAUUUCAAAAACUACAGUGCAUAGAAGGUACAUCAUUGAAUUUUGAGUUUUCUUAUUUUCCUUAUUAACUUCACAGAGCAUAUGGUCACUAAAACCCACUUCCCCUACAAGAAAAGAGGGAAUCCAUAUAUCUAAACGUCAUGGCAUCAGUGCACAGAAAUAACUUUAUCUAUCUCUCGAUUGGUUCUCAGCACACGGAAAGAGUAAAUGAUUGCUGUGAUUGCGUUAGUGCAGUAUCCUGCAUCAGCUACGAUGAUAGCUUCUGACAUCAAGCCAGAAAGAGUGAAUGCGUCACUUAACACAACCAGGGCUACUAAAGUGCAGGGCGGCGGGCAUGUAGCCUUGCAUUUUUUUUUUAUAACCAUCAGAGAUUUUGCAGGAUAUUUUCUAGCUUUUCAAAAAAAGGUUUUUUAUUUUCUUUUGUCCCCUCUUCUCUUUAUUAUUAUUAUUAUUAUUACAAUAUUAUUACAGUGUACUGCUAACUGCUUCCCAUCUAUUUGACUGUAAAGUAAAGAAAUCGCGUAGUAACGUCAUACAGGGUUAAUGCCAUUCACAGUAACAAAUAAAUAUACACGGUGUAGAAUAUAAUAGGGCUAAAAACAAUUUUAGUGAGUGAGAGAACAGCCAAUAUCUGACAGACAACAACAUCAAGUUAAGUGUGCCUGAGGAAAAUAAAACCGAAGUCACUCUUCAAGCCAAGAACACUGCCCCAAAAGAAAGGAACUUUGCCAAAGUGGUUUCAAGGGCAUAAAAAAAGACAUCUUUAUCUACUGUCACAACAAUACCUAAACUACUGAUAUCACUAGUUUGACCUUCACAAACUCCAACAUGCUGCUUUCUGUUGGCUUCAUGUAAUUCAUACUCCACUCCACUCCACUCCUGUACCUGCCAGGUCAGUUUCUUUCAGUAGUUACACUGUAGCAUCAAGAGAGACGUAGAUGUUUAUCUGUACCUUAAAGAAGUGCAAUUGAUUUAUGAUGUGCAAUACUGUGUAUUUUAUACUGGGGUUUUUUUUAACAAAAAAUAAAUAAAUAAAGAGAUU